AUGCGGUUUGCGAGUCGGGCAUUAGCCGAGACAGCCGUUGUGGUGAGGGUGGCGGACAACAUCGGUGCAAUUGGAUUCGCCGCCGUCGUCGACUUCAUCGUGGCCCUCCUCCUGAUUCACAUCGUCCUCUUUCGGCGAUGGCCUCCCUACAAGGCCGUUCACCCUGGGCUCAUCGUGUACACAGGUUUAGCUACGAUGUUGACAACGGUUUGGGUCAGCAUACGAUACGGCAUGUGGGGAGACGUGGUGAGCUGCACGGCGGGUUGCCUCGCAAGGGUUAGCCUGGGGGCGCUGUUCUCCUGCGGUGUCGUCAGGGUGUACCGGUACCACAACGUCUUGGUCAGCCACAGCGGCGUCAUGUUGCCAGUCACGGUGCAGGUGGCCACGUUCUUGCUGCCGUUUCUGAUUGGCCCGGUCAUGGUCUUGGCGAGGGGUGGUGACGCGACUCCGACGUUUGACACUACGGCCGGAGAGUGUCUGGAGACUUGGCCGCUACCGGGUAUCAGCGAAUGGGUGGCUGCCGGUAUUCUCGCGGCGACCGCAUUGGCGCUGGCGUUCCGGCUCCGCGUCGUACGAUCUCAGGCCCCGCACGAGUUCCUGUCCGCCGUGGCCACGUCCGCCUCGCUCGCCUUAGGCGUGGUCUCCCUGCCCUUGGUGGAGUCGAUCGUGACGGACACGGCCGACGAGACGGCCAUGCAUCAUCGUCGUACGGCGAUGCUCGUGAUCACGGCGCUGGUCGGGAUGGUGGUCAUGGCUGUGCCGGUGCUGCAUCCCCUCUGGCUGCUUGUUUUCAAGGACGAAGAGUUUAAUAGCGGGUGGGUGGUGUAGUGUGUUGUUGACAUGAAUAAUAAUAAAAAGUGUGUUUCCGCCGGAGGUACUUGAUGCCCUCGCGCAGUGUUUUUGUCGAUUGGCGCCUUCCUUUUGAAGCACGUUGUUGUUUGCUAGGUAGGCCUCUGACGGGCGAAGACGUCGAAAGCUGCACGUAUUUUGGAGGAAUAGCAAGUACGCGCUCUACCUCAACCCCUGAAUGGUGCUAUUCGGGUCUACAUAUAUUCCUUCGAAUGAUGAUACUGAGAACGGAAUCAUGAGUGAUUGCCGCGUGUAUGAUCGGCACAGGACGAAAGUAACGCCUGUGCAAUUUACCAGCGCUACUUGUCGAUUCCGCUGCGCCCCCCUUGGACAGCGGUGUGUACGGCUUCGACAAGUGGGGAAAACAAACCGAAAGUGUCCAGGACGUUCACAUGCAGAACCAAAUCAGCUGGGUCGAUACCUUGGUGAGAAAGCGGGGUAGAGAUGCGCUGGGACCAGCAUCCGCCACGGACGCCGCGUGCUUUCUGGAUAUGGUUGCGCGGGAUAAGGCGGAAGACUAUUGUCUGCGUCAGUCUCAACCCCGUGCCCCGGAGUCUCAGGCUGCCUUUCAAAACCAAUCUUGUCAAAACUUUCUUGGUCGUCAUUUGGGUGGUGGAACUUGAGCGUGACGGAUAGGUAUUUUUUUUUUUUUUGUCUUACUUCAAAUCAGCGCUCACAGCACUAGUGCCGUUUGCUCCAACCCGUGGUCACACAGAAGAGCCCCUCUCUACCUUCCCCUCCUGCGGUACUUUGCCUUCGAUUUUGAAUGCGAGAAGAGUUCAGCACUCUCUUCCCUCUGUGUACACACGAACUAGCGCUAUCCACCAGGCCAGGAGCGGAAGCGAGAGAAAAGCUCACUUUGCAAGAACAAGAAAAGCUCGCUUACGCCGGGAUUCGAACCCCUGACCUGACCUCUAGAAGGUUCCGAGGUUACCUACUAGACCACCGGGGC
Molecule: messenger RNA, 1801 nt
Organism: Ectocarpus siliculosus
Lineage: Eukaryota; Phaeophyceae; Ectocarpales; Ectocarpaceae
Source: the annotation of a GenBank genome assembly